AUGGUGCUAAGCUCCCUCUUCCACCUCACGACCUCAACGCCGAAGGAGGUAUCAGAGCCCUCGCCGCCUCCGUCGUCGAUGUCUGAUAGCAGCACCACAAGCCGUGCGGAUUCUCUUCUGCCGAGCGCGGUGACGGACGCAUCUCUUCUCACACCAGCGACCUCCAACUACAACGACAUGCAAGAGAAGGAGUACGAAGAGCUCGCCCCAUCUCAUCAGUCCACAUUCACAGGUCCCCCUGCCGUCAAGUAUCCUUAUACCCCCUCAGAAGCACUCCUCGACCUCCCCGGCGUCAGCUACGCGCUCGAACUGUUCUUGAAGAGCCAAAUGUUUGAGAGCGAGGAGUAUUGCCACAAAAGCGACGAGACCAAAGAGCGGCUGUAUUUUGCGACGGGUUAUGGGCUUAUUCAGUGCGUCAAGGGCCUCAUGAGCUACGAGGACGAUGAUCUACUUUCGGCAAUUGGGCAUACGAAGCAAGGGAAUCACAUCGCCAGUCAGCAUCGCAAGAAGCAGGCCUUUCUUGGUUCUAGGAUCGCCGGUUACGUCGUGUCCACGCUGCACUCGUCUGGCAUUGGCUUCAUCAAGGGAAUGACAGACGUCGAGCGCCACGCUGAGCUGGUAUACGCGGAAAGCUUGUUCGAGAAGGCGCUGUUGGGGAUCGUGUACUCGGGUGAUUGGUUGGCGUUCAUCAAGGAGGCCCUGAAUAUGAGGACAACGAUCACGAUCUACCGGCAACUUGGGCACUAUCUCGAUGCGAUGGACGAAGCGGCACCCGGCGGUGUUGACAGAAGUAUCGAUCCUCAUUUCCGGUCUGGCGUGUACCUUGGUGUUGGGAUGAGCAACAUUAUUUUGAGCUUGAUUCCCGGCAAACUCGCCACACUGGUCGAACUUUUUGGAUACAAGGGCGAUCGCAAGGCAGGGUUGGAGCUUCUGCUCAAGGCGGGUGGUUGGGUCGAAGGUGACGAGGAGCCAACAAUUAGUGCAGCGGACGAGGGAGUGAGGAGAACGAUCUGCGACAUGGCGCUGCUCAUCUUCCACUUGGUUCUGUCGAGCUUCACCUUUGACGGCGUGGACAUCAACGUGGCAAGCAAAAUAUUGAAGUGGAAUCUCAAGCGGUAUCCUAAUGGCGUCUUCUUCCUCUUCGGUGCCGGCCGCCUGAGCCUAUGUCGCUCACAACCUCGGCAAGCGAUCGAGUACUACACCAAAGCUAUGGAAUCACAAUCGCAAUACCGGAAUUUGCACCACAUCAGCUUCUGGGAAAUCGCUAUCUCGAACCUUGCGCUGUGGGACCUGGAGGCGAGUUUGGCUUGCUGGAGAGAUCUGGAAGCGGAGGCCACGUGGUCGAAAUCGAUCUACUCGUAUGGAAUGGCAGUUUGCAUCCUCGAAAUCUGCGGCGACGAUAAGAAACGGACAGCGGAAGCAACGAAGUUGAUGGAAAAGGUGCCUCACGUUAGGCAGAAGAUCGCCGGGAAGAGCAUACCGCUCGAGAAACUCGUAGCUCGUAAAGCUCGCAAGUUCAUCAGUCAAGGACACCGUCUCGCCCUUCCUGCACUGGAAAUUGCAUACCUCUUCCUCGCCAUCGCACAUGCGCCGCGGACCGUAAUUGUCACAAAAAUGCUGCCCGAAGUCGACGGCCUCUUGGCGGAACUCGACAAACACAAGAGCAAGAGCGACAAGGAGAGAGAGGCUGCCUACGCCAACGGAAAGGGUGGAUACUGGGACGACUACUGUUUGGCUAUGUUCCUCAAGGGCGUGUGCAUGCGAUAUGUUGCAUAUCCUGAUCCUGACGCUGAGCUGGACCCCACGGAAAUCGUCAGCAUUCCGAAGGAGGACGCAGAAGAGGCUGCCGAGACGUGCUUCCGAGCUGUUUUCGAGCACGGACCGAAGAUCGAACUCGACCAUCACCUCGUGUACCAUGCCCACUACGAACUUGGCCGCCUUCUUGCAUGCCAAGGGAACACCGAUGGUGCUCGGGAGGAAUUCGAGCUCGUACUCUCCGGAAAACACCUCGAGGUUGGUCCGAGUGGGAAGAAGGGCAAGUACAGUAUGGAGAAUGCCCUGCAUAUCAGAACACACGCCGCCAACGAUGCACUUCACCACAAACGACUCUGA
This is a messenger RNA of Cyclocybe aegerita, 2112 nucleotides long. NCBI's taxonomy places the organism in Eukaryota, Fungi, Basidiomycota, Agaricomycetes, Agaricales, Hemipholiotaceae. The record is from the annotation of a GenBank genome assembly.